Cinara cedri is the source of this 3556-nucleotide messenger RNA. NCBI's taxonomy places the organism in Eukaryota, Metazoa, Arthropoda, Insecta, Hemiptera, Aphididae. The record is from the annotation of a GenBank genome assembly.
CAAUAAUUUUGUGCUUUGUCGUGGAAGUAAAUAAUUUGUUUUUCGUUCCUCGUACGCGUCGUACGCAGUGUAACUAAUUUGGUUUUUUGUUGUCCGAUGUCCGGUGCUGAAGUACUAGUCACCACCUGUGAAUUUCCGGCCAAGAAGCGUAAACUGACUUCCGGUGAAUCGUCUGCAGUGGUAUCUUCUGACUCUAUGGCAGACAAACAGGUAAUAAUGUCUAAGAACGGUGUAAACGAAUUCGACGGUAGCUUCUAUUCGCGUCAGCUAUACGUUUUAGGUCACGAUGCAAUGCGUAAAAUGGCCUCAUCCGACGUGUUAAUCAGCGGGCUUGGCGGAUUGGGCGUUGAAAUUGCCAAGAAUGUCAUACUCGGUGGUGUUAAAUCCGUCACAUUGCAUGAUUCUGUUGUUUGUACUUACAGAGAUUUGUCGUCUCAGUUCUACUUGUCGGAGGAAGAUAUUGGAAAGAAUAGAGCGUUAGUCAGUUACUCAAAGUUGGCAGAACUUAAUUCCUAUGUACCAGUUAAAGCGUACAUUGGAGUUUUGUCCGAUUCUUUUAUCAAGCAGUUCAAAGUAGUCGUUUUAACAGAAGCCACAUUAGAUGAACAGUUACGCGUAUCGGAUAUUACACAUCCAAAUGGAAUUGCUCUUAUAAUUGCUGACACAAGAGGUGUAUUUUCACAAGUGUUCUGUGAUUUUGGUGAGGAUUUUGUUGUAACAGACUCUACUGGUGAAAACCCAAUUUCUGUAAUGGUGGCUGGAAUUUCAAAGAAAGAACAAGGAGUAGUUACAUGCAUGGAAGACUUUCGUCAUGGUUUCGAAGAUGGAGAUUAUGUAACCUUUAGAGAAGUUAAAGGUAUGACUGAAAUAAAUGGUUGUGAACCGAAAAAAAUUACAGUGUUGGGACCGUAUAAAUUUAGUAUUGGUGAUACUACGUCUUAUUCAGAUUAUAUUGAAGGUGGUAUUGCUACACAAGUAAAAAUGCCGAAAAAGUUAAAUUUCAAAUCACUAAAAGAUUCAUUAGACGAACCAGAAUAUCUAAUUUCAGAUUUCGGUAAAUUUGAUAGACCAACUCAAUUGCAUUUAGCAUUUACAGCUUUACACAAGUUUGUUUCAGCCAACGGUCGAUUACCUACUCCCUGGAGCUCAGAAGAUGCUAAUGCGUUUUUAAAAUUAACUGAGAGUGUCAAUACAACUUCUGUUGAACUUGAUGUCGAUUUAAUAAAAACUUUUUCUAACGUUUGUGCUGGUAAUAUUAAUCCUAUGACAUCUUUUAUUGGUGGUAUUGUAGCACAAGAAGUCAUGAAAUCGUGUUCUGGCAAAUUUAGCCCAAUAUUUCAAUGGUUUUAUUUUGAUGCCACUGAAACUUUGCCUGAAAAAGUCACAGAAGAAGAUGCUAAACCUGUUGGUAAUCGUUAUGACGGUCAAGUAGCUGUUUAUGGACAAAAGUUCCAAACCAUUUUAGGUAAUCUGAAGUAUUUUGUUGUUGGAGCUGGAGCUAUCGGUUGUGAAUUGUUAAAAAAUUUUGCAAUUAUGGGUGUUGGAUGUGGUAAUGGUAAAAUUAUUGUCACCGAUAUGGAUUUAGUUAAAAAGUCUAAUUUAAAUACACAGUUUUUGUUUAGCAAUGAUGAUAUUCAAACCUCAAAAUCAGAAACCGCUGCCAAAGCUAUAAAACAAAUGAAUCCUAAUGUAAACGUGGAUCCACAUACAAAUAAAGUUUGUCAUGGCAUAGAACCGACAUAUAAUGAUACUUUUUUCGAUAAUUUGGAUGGUGUGGCUCUUGCUUUGGAUAAUGUUGAUGCUCGCGUAUACAUGGAUUCGCGUUGUAUUUUCCAUAAAAAACCACUCUUAGAGUCAGGAACUUGGGGUACAAAGGGUAAUACUCAGAUUGUUUUACCAAUGUUAACUGAAUCAUAUAACUCAUCUCAAGAUACUAAAGAAAAAGAGUUCCCAAUUUGUAUUUUGCAUAAUUUCCCAUAUACUAUUGAACACACAUUACAAUGGGCAAAAGAUUCAUUUAAAGAAAUGUUUACAGAAGUUCUUGGAAGAGAUAAACAAUUUAUAGAAUAUGUAAAUCAAAACGAACGCACAAAUCAUUUUCCCAACAUACCAGCAAAAACUAUAGAUAUGGCUAGAAAGUUACUGAAAAAAGCUCCUAAAAAUUUUGACGAUUGUAUUGAAUGGGCAAGAUUGCAUUUUGAAGAUCAAUUUUCUAAUCAGAUCAAACAACUUUUGAUAAAUUUUCCACCAGAUGAAACAACAUCUAGUGGACAGCCAUUUUGGUCAGGACUCAAACGUUGUCCUAAACCAAUUAGUUUUGAUGUAAACAACAUGUUACAUUUGGACUUUAUUUUUGCAGCGUCCAAUUUAAAAGCAGAGGCAUAUAACAUUAACCAGAUUAGAGAUCGUAUCUAUAUAGCUAAGGUUGUAUCUCUGGUAAAAGUUCCUGAAUUUGUUCCAAAGUCUGGUAUAAGGAUUGCUGAAAAUAAUACGCAGGUCACUGUUGUGUCAUCAAUAGUUAAUCUAAAUGAACUAAAUAACACGCAAGAAGAUUUACCACCAGCAGCCUCUCUAAAAAAAUUUAAAAUUGUUCCUUUAGAAUUUGAAGAAGAUGAUGAUAAUAAUUUACAUAUUGAUUUUAUUUUGGCUGCAUCUAAUAUAAGAGCUGUUAAUUAUGAAAUUCAACUUGCUAGUAGAGAUCAAGCCAAACUUAUUGGUGGUAAAAUUAUUCCAGCAAUUGUUACAACAUCUUCAGUCGUUGCUGGUCUGGCUUGCCAAGAGUUUAUUAAAUUGGCUUGGGGAUUUAAGGAAUUGAAAAAGUACAAAAAUGGUUUCAUUAAUUUAGCCCUACCAUUCUUUGGUUUUUCUGAGCCAUUAACUGCACCAAAGUCUAAAUAUAAUGAUAUUGAAUGGACUUUAUGGGACCGUUUUGAAAUAGAAGGUGAACUUACACUUGGGGAAUUUAUAAACUACUUUAGAGAAAAACAUGCACUGGAAAUUACUAUGCUUAGCGAAGGAUAUUGGUUGUUAUACUCCUCUAGUAUGUCCGAUGAAAAGAUAAAAAAGCGGAUCAAUACUAAAAUAUCUGAAAUUUUAUACAACAAAUCGCAAUACAAAAUUAAACCUAAUGUCAAAUCAUUAGCUUUAGAUAUAUGCUGCACCAACUUCAAUGGCGCAAGUGUGACAGUACCAUUUAUAAAGUACAACUUGCCAUCAGAUUUCAAAUAUUAAAAUGUAAGUAUAUACACAAUGUAUAAGUUCUCUAUUUUUAUUAAUAAUGUCAAUAAAAAAAUGUUAAUUAAAAUUAAAAAAAUUUUUUUCAGGUAACUUGGCAAACCAUUCAUUUUUGAAAGGAAUAUUCACAUCGGAUUUUUCUAAUAUUUUACUAUAAAUUGGAAUUGAAUGAUAUUUUUUCUUUUUUUUAUUCUAUUAUAACAUAUUUAUAAUUUGUGUAUUCACCAAUAAUGAAGAAUUUACAAGAAAAUAAUUUAUACCUACUUUUUUUCCCAUUUGUAUUUGUAUUGACAAUAUUAGUAAAAAUGUGAAUUACCUUUUU